Cynoglossus semilaevis (tongue sole) is the source of this 3838-nucleotide messenger RNA. RefSeq names its product sodium-dependent lysophosphatidylcholine symporter 1-B-like. Gene Ontology annotation, molecular function: lysophospholipid:sodium symporter activity; fatty acid transmembrane transporter activity. Bases 671 to 2386 code for a protein of 571 amino acids. The transcript has 15 exons. The record is from RefSeq and is a predicted model, not a curated record. Gene Ontology annotation, biological process: fatty acid transport; lysophospholipid translocation; lipid transport across blood-brain barrier. Gene Ontology annotation, cellular component: plasma membrane. NCBI's taxonomy places the organism in Eukaryota, Metazoa, Chordata, Actinopteri, Pleuronectiformes, Cynoglossidae.
AAAAAAAAACGAACGGAGUAACCGACUUAACACGCACGUUAGUUUGAGUAAGUACCAGAAUUACUUUACUGCUGGUAAAAACUCGAGCAGGUCUGAAGAUAUUUAAACUAAGACACAAGGAAAAAUAAAUCAACUUCAUAACGAGGCAGAGUUUGAAUAAAAGAAAACAUGAUUCGAAAUCGAUAAUAAAAAUGUAAUGUUUUGUUUUUACAUAAACAAGGUUAUAAUCAGAUCAAAUGAGAUUUAAAAUCGGAACUUAGUGUAAAAUUAACACGAAGUAUAUUUAGAUGUGUUACGAGAGUGAUGUUUAGUGUAAACAGUGGUCCGAUAUGUUAUAGAAUUGAAUUCAUAUUUAAUAAACAUAACCGCCAGAAAGCUGAAAGCAUAAAUAUGUAUAUAAAGUACACUCUUACUGCUGCAAAAUGGGAGAUUUAUUUUCCCUUUCUAUCACCCGAGAGAACAAAAAAGAAAGGAUACAAAGGAUACAAAGGCAGAUAUAAGACACUUUAAAACGAACCUUGGCUUUUGUCUCUAAAAGCAACUGCUGUAGAAAAAAGACUACGAAGCGAGAAGAGUAAAAGAAAAAUCAACAUUUUUACGUUAUUUACCUUAACGUUACACGCGCUGGAAGAGUUCACGCGGAUACGUGAACGCGCAAGGAAAACCCGUAAUGAUAGGAGGAGACCGGCAGAACACGAGGGAGACGACCGCGGACCACUCAGUCACACAGAGCCCGGACGAACAGCAUGUCAGUGUGAGUCGGCUCCUUCCUUCCUGGUUCCGAAACCGUUACCCACCGCCCGAACCGAGAAGACAAUUUUAUUUUUGUCUUAUUUUGGAAAGAAUGGCCCGAGGAGAAGGUUCGGAGGCGAGCGCGGCGGGUUUACUCUCAUCUCCCGAUGAAGGACCCAUCGGAGACGUUAAGCAAAAGAACCAAAGAACCAGUCUGACUGUCUGCAACAAAAUAUGCUACGCUAUUGGUGGUACUCCUUACCAGAUCACCGGCAGUGCUCUGGGGUUCUUCCUCCAGCUCUACCUGCUGGAUGUGGCUCAGUUGGAUCCAUUCUACGCUUCGAUCAUACUGUUCGUGGGCCGGGCCUGGGACGCUGUUACUGACCCCACGGUGGGUUUUAUGGUCAGCCGGAGUAAAUGGACCAGCAUUGGCCGCAUGAUGCCCUGGAUUCUUUUCUCUACUCCGUUCGCAGUCAUAACCUACAUUCUCCUCUGGUUCGUGUUCCCGUUUGAAAAUGGGAAGUUCAUCUGGUGCCUGAUUUUUUACUGCCUCUUUCAGACAAUGCAGACGUGCUUCCAUGUGCCAUAUUCUGCCCUCACCAUGUUCAUCACCAGCGACCAGAAAGAGAGGGAUUCGGCCACUGCCUACCGUAUGAUGGUGGAGGUUCUCGGCUCACUUCUGGGCACCGCAGUCCAGGGACAGAUUGUUGGCGGUUCCACCCCGUGCAACGGGGAGGACAAUGUGACGGCGAGCAGUAACGUGUCCGUGGUUACUUUGGAAGACACGAGACAAGCCUACCUGAUUGCUUCCGGUGUCAUCUCCAUCAUUUACGUCCUCAGUGCAGCAGUCUUGUUUUUAGGCGUGAAGGAGAAAAAAGGGAUAAGACACAAAACGUCCAAACCCCUCACCCUCAGACAGGGCCUGUGGCUCGUACUGAGCCACGGACCGUACAUCCGUCUGGUCAUCGGUGUCCUCUUCACCUCUCUAGCCUUUAUGCUUCUGGAAGGAAACUUUGCUAUUUUCAUCACCUACACGCUCAAACACAGGAACGACUACCAGAAUCUUCUCCUGGUUGUUAUGCUGUCUGCAACUAUUAGCGUCCCCUGGUGGCAAUGGUUUCUGACUCGGUUUGGGAAGAAGACGGCGAUUAACUGUAGCAUGAUUUGGGGAAUACCGUUCAUGAUCAUAAUUGUGUCCGUCAAGAGCAACCUCAUUGUUUCCUAUUUGGUCUCAGCGGCGGCGGGCGCGAGUGUGGGAGCAGCUUUCUUUCUGCCUUGGUCGAUGCUUCCCGAUGCAGUGGACGACUUCAAGGUGAGAAACCCGGACAUCCGCGGCCACGAAGCUCUCUUCUACUCUUUCUACGUGUUCUUCAUCAAGUUUGCGUCCGGGAUCUCACUGGGCAUCUCCACCCUGAGUCUGAAGUUUGCUGGAUACGUAACAGGAAAGUGCAACCAGCCAGAGGUGCUGAACACCACCCUGAGAGUACUGGUCUGUCUGGUACCACUGUGCUUCAUCAUAAUAGGACUGUUGAUAUUAAGGACUUACCCCAUCGAUGAGAAGAGGAGGGAGAGCAACCAGAAGCAACUGCAGAAAUGUCUAGAGUCUGAAGAAAACUCAGAGUCUGAAACCACAGCACUUGGAAACACAGCGUAGCAGUGGGUGGAGGAGCAGCCACCACCACCACCACCUCUGGUUUUCAUGUUUGCACAGGUCGUAGAAGGACUAACACCUUUUACUGACAGAAGUGUCUUCUGCCCGUCACCUGCUGCCAUCACUGGGAAGGCCUUCCAUUGAACUACGCAAUCUUGUGCUGCCAUCUGGCGGCCGUGCUUCUCAUAAUAAAGUAUAAUUCGAGUAUUUUCCAUUAGGUUCAAAUGAGAGGUGCUUUAUUAAAAUGUGUUGUUUUUUUUAAAAAAAACUUGUACAACAUCUUAAUCGUUAAGGUGUUGAGAAGUAACCGUCGGAUCGACCAGUUGUUUAACAAACUCUGUGAAGUUUACAUUCUUACAACAUCUGUCGUCACUUUUUCAACCAGGUGACGGCCCUUUUCUUAUUCAUGGGUGGUGUUUUCACAACUGACUCGGUCCCUUUGUGAGUUACAGUAGCUAUAAAUAAGCGUGUGGCUCAUAAUUAGUGCCACCAUUUUUGUUCCUGACAGAAAAUGUUUCCAAUGCUGUACCACAGGAGACAUUUCAGCUUUUUACAGUGAGGCUCAGUUUCAUCAGAUUUCAACAGCAUGGUCAUUCAGUUGGUGUAUAGUUGCCUUCUGAAACAGCAGAACCAAUCAUUGCCCCCCACCCCCCAUAUUUUUUUUUCAAGAUUAGCAUUUAAGACUCUGUGAUCUGUGGUAUCUAUGUUUGUUUCCCAUUUACAGAUCAGUUACAUUCAACAGUUCCACUAACUUCAUCUUCGGGAGCUCUGUUACUAUUCCUCUUCGGUUAUACAUUGAAGUUGCAACAUGGAGAACCAACCUGUGGCAUCAUGUACUCUAUGAACUUACUUGAAUCACUCGCUUUCGUUUGUCUACGUUGUUUAUGUUUAAAAGGGUUUAAAUCACUUAUUUUUCCACCGAUAAUGAAAACCCCAUAACGCAAUGCCUGGGUUCUGUUAAAUGAUGUGUGCUCUAAAAAUAGUGCAAUGCCCUGGCGGCGGAGCAGUCAGAUUUAAGGGAGUAUAACUACUGUUAUGGAAGCACUUGUGUUUAAUUUGUUGGUAGUAACUGGGUUAGUGAAACCUGUUUUUUUUUUAGUUAAAAACAAAAAAACUACAUGUUUCCACAAUGUGAAUAAUGUGAGACCAGAACUGCAGCACAAGCUUAGAUUGUUCCAGAGACAAUCUGGUUCAAAUUAUCUUUAUCUGCUGUUAUACUAAAAGUUACAAAGAUUCUGUUCCACCAAAGAUCUAGGUCUUUGAAUUUGCACUAAAUGAAAAUCAAAAAAAAAAUUAAAUGUAAUUUUUGUGUUUAUUUUAUUUAUUUUUGUUAUUAUUUUUGGUGAACUUUUUUUUUUCUAAGUGUGACCUCAAUGAGCCAAUAAGUACAGUACGAUGUAAGUCAGAAAAAGAAAUAUUGUGCUGUAUUCAUUAAUAAAGUUUGCGUAAAUAUUU